AUGCAAAUGUUGGCUAUACAUUUACAAAAUAAUGCUUUUGACAAAAGCUCGUGGGUUCCAUUAUUAUCAGAAUUUGGAAAGGAUUUUACAUUUACUAUUUGUAAUGCCGAAGGUCAAGAAAAACUAGGAUUUCACCUAAUGAUAAAACACUAUAAUUUAAAAAACACUUCGAUUGCUUCAAUUUUAAGACUUAAUGAACCCACUAUUAUGAAAUUUUAUAAAGAACAUCUUAAACGAAAAAGUGAAGAACUUGAGAAAAUUUGUGAUAAUGAAGAAAGUUCUAUUAUUUGUGGAAUAAGCUUGCUAGUAAAUAAAAAAAAACAUUACUUCAGAAUCUACACAGCUCUUAUGACAAUGUAUGAAGAGAAGAAAGUUGCAUUGUAUAACACUAACCAAGAACAACUUGAAGCUAUAAAGGCUUAUCUAGGUAGCAAAGAUACAUUAGAAUCAAUUAAAACCAGAGAAGAAAAAACCUUUUGUUAUAUAAAUUGUGCAUUAGUAUUUGAAGGGAUAACGAUAGUUAUUAAUCCAUUGAAGGCUUUAAUAGAAGAUCAAAAACGUGAGUUAAUAUGCCUAGGCAUACCUUUUGCUUUGAUUUAUGCAAACUCAAUACAAGGCAAAACUACUUGCACAUAUCAAGAUGUUCAAGAUAUUCGCACUUCUCUUAAAAUAUCAGUAGAAAAUUUUACUAUAAUUCGAGGUACUUCUUUUAAACGUAAAGUGAUAGCUAUAGAAGUUUUCAAAAGAAAAGAUAAUCAUGAAAUCUUUUCGAAUAAACUUAUGAAUCUAAUUAAGAAGCAUGAAAAUGGAAGGGCUAUUGUUUACUAUGCAACACAAUCAGGUUGUAAUGAUCUUUUUGCGAUAUUACAACCACUUAUUUCAUAUAAAAAUUUAGCUGUAUAUCAUGAAGAGUUAGGAGAUGAAUAA
Molecule: messenger RNA, 927 nt
Organism: Funneliformis geosporum
Lineage: Eukaryota; Fungi; Glomeromycota; Glomeromycetes; Glomerales; Glomeraceae
Source: the annotation of a GenBank genome assembly